UGUGCUGAGGAGAAGGAGACCCGUGACCUUGUGCGACAGUACGGAGGACUGGACCCGCUGGUGUCCCUCCUGGACAAGUCUGACAACAAGGAACUCCUGGCCGCUGCCACCGGUGCCAUCUGGAAAUGUGCCAUCAGUCCUGAAAAUGUGGAAAGGUUCCAGGAGUUGAAAGCGAUUGAGAAACUGGUCUCCCUCCUUCAAAACCAGCCAGAAGAGGUUCUAGUGAACGUGGUCGGCGCUCUUGGGGAGUGCGCUCAGGAGCCGCAAAACCGCAUGUCCAUCCGUAAGGCCGGCGGCAUCCCCCCAUUGGUCAACCUCCUGACGGGGACCAACCAAUCACUGCUGGUCAACGUGACCAAGGCUGUUGGAGCGUGCGCCACCGAGACGGAAAAUAUGACGAUCAUUGACCGGCUGGACGGUGUGAGACUGCUGUGGUCACUCCUGAAGAACCAGAACCCGGAGGUCCAGGCCAGCGCUGCAUGGGCCAUCUGUCCAUGUAUCGAGAACGCCAAGGAUGCGGGUGAGAUGGUGAGGUCAUUUGUGGGCGGCUUGGAGCUGAUCGUGAGUCUCCUCAAGUCCGAGCACAAGGAGGUUCUCGCCAGCGUUUGCGCCGCCAUCGCGAACAUCGCCAAGGACGAGGAGAACCUGGCAGUCAUCACGGACCAUGGCGUAGUGCCCAUGCUUGCUAAACUCACAAACACGACUGAUGACAAGUUGAGACGACAUCUGGCGGAAGCCAUCGCUCGCUGCUGCAUGUGGGGGAACAACCGUGUCGCCUUCGGCGAGGCGAACGCUGUCGCGCCGCUCGUACGGUACCUGAAGUCUCCAGACGAGUCUGUCCACCGAGCCACCGCCCAGGCACUGUUCCAGCUGUCCAGAGACCCCGAGAACUGCAUCACUAUGCACAACGCUGGGGUGGUCAAGCUGCUAUUGGACAUGGUUGGCUCCACUGACGAAGCUUUGCAGGAAGCUGCAGCCGGUUGUAUUGGUAACAUCAGGAGGCUGGCACUGGCCAAUGAGAAGGCCAAAUACCCUUGAACUGACCAAUCAGGACUUCAUCUUUUUGGGGACCAAUGAAAUGACUUCUUACAUGCUGUUGCAACAACCAACCACAAACAGGCACAUGUAAUGCUAGCCAAUGAGAAUUGUUAUAGUAUGUUAACCAAUGAUGUUUCUUCUCUCAAAGUAAGUUGUACAGCUGCCUAUCAUGUGAACUUAUAUGUGUAAAAGUUUUCUUUCCACUUUUUUUAAAAUAAACUUUUAGGCUACAUAUAAACUUGGCGUUAAAUAUUUGUAUAGAGAACCAUAGCAUUUCUGUAUAUUUCUGCAACUAUUCUUUACUUUACGGUAGUUGUAGGUUUUCCUUUUAUGAUAAAAAAAGCACUUUUUGAAAUGUCAUAUUAGUGAGAAAGCAAGAAGCAAUUCAGUUGUAUUGCAGUGUAUAUUUCAGCCUUGUACCAAAAGAAUUCUAUUAUAAUACUGUUUUCUGCACAUUGAUACCAUGUAAAUGAUGUUAUACAGGGUUGAUUCAAGAAUCCAGACUAUGCAUUGAACAGAAUAUAUCAUAGAUGUUUUAUUUUCUCUAGAACACUUCUUAAAAAUCACCUACUGAAUUCUAGCACUGUCAAUUGUUGUGAACAUUGUAUAUAUUUUGCUA
This is a messenger RNA of Branchiostoma belcheri (Belcher's lancelet), 1657 nucleotides long. RefSeq names its product armadillo repeat-containing protein 4-like. The transcript is spliced from 6 exons. The annotation marks the transcript as partial. NCBI's taxonomy places the organism in Eukaryota, Metazoa, Chordata, Leptocardii, Amphioxiformes, Branchiostomatidae. The record is from RefSeq and is a predicted model, not a curated record. Gene Ontology annotation, molecular function: protein binding.